UCAGUAUUUUUAUGAUUUUAGUCAAUUAUUAUUAAAGAAGUGCGUCCAGAACAGCCACCACCUCCUCCACCACUGAUCAUACGUGAACAGCCACCACCUCUUUCCUCACAACCAGCACUCAUUUUACGUGAACGACCACCAACACCACCGCCAAUACUUCCAAAUGAAACAGUUAUUCGUACCUUACCUCCCAUACCUGUUCCGCCACGAUCAGUUGUCAUCGAACGUUAUCCACCUCUUCCAGAAAAACCACGAGAUAUUAUAAUUGAACGAUGGAUACCGUACGGACGUCAAACAACUGAACGCCGUAAGAUUGUUCAACCGGCUCCUCCUCCUAGAGAAUAUCCAAAACCAAGUUGUACUAUUAUUAUUUACGGAGAUGUUCAAGGGCGUAUAGCCCGAAAAUUUGAAAAACUUGAUCCUACUAAUGCAAAUCCGGAAGAUUAUGUAGCCCGCUAUAGAGGAUCACUUUUAGAUCCAACAACAUUGGUUCAACAAGCUCGUAAUCUUGGCAUUGUCGAAGAUAUAACGCCUCCAGUAUCAUCAUUGUCAAUGAAUGUAUAUCCAUACGGAGCUAAUGAUCUUCGAACAAUAGCUGCUCGAUAUGACAUAAAUGAUACACUUGCUCAACGUCUUAAUAUACUUCAACAAUUUGAAAUAGUUGUACUUUGUGAUGAUUCAGGUUCAAUGAAUACACCUGUAGAUGGAACAAUACGUACUCGAUGGGAUGAAUUACUAUCUAUUGUACAAAUAGUUAUUGAAAUUGCUACUGUAUUCGAUUCAAAUGGAGUUGAUCUACAUUUUCUUAAUCGUUCAUCAAUACUUAAUGUAACUGAUUCACGACAAGUUGCUGAAUCAUUUAGUCAACGUCCAGAUGGAUUAACACCACUUACACCAGCUUUAAGACGAAUAUUUCAAUCAGCAGCAAUAAAAGCUCGUAGUGAUAAACGUUUACUUGUUUUUGUAGCUACAGAUGGAGAACCAACAGAUCCAAAUGGUAAUGUUGAUAUACAAGGUUUAGAAAAUUUAAUGCGUAAUGAACGUCAAGCCAAUACAACAUAUGUAACAUUUCUUUCUUGUACAGAUGAUGUAUCAAGUGUAGCUUAUUUAUCACAAUGGGAUCGUACAAUGAUAAAUGUUGAUGUUGUUGAUGAUUAUAAAACUGAACGUGAAAAAGUACGUCGUAUUCAAGGAUAUAAUUAUCCAUUUUCAUUUGGAGAUUAUGUUGCAAAAGCAUUAAUUGGUGCAGUUGAUCGAAAAAUGGAUCAAUUAGAUGAAUAUAGGGUUACAUAA
Molecule: messenger RNA, 1293 nt
Organism: Rotaria sp. Silwood1
Lineage: Eukaryota; Metazoa; Rotifera; Eurotatoria; Philodinida; Philodinidae
Source: the annotation of a GenBank genome assembly